GAGCACUACGUAGGGCCAACAACGAGGAACAAUUUAGUUGAAAGCACAGAGGAGAGAAGAGAUAAUCGAAGUGCUCUCCGCGUGAAGUUUAAGUGCUUGUGGAACAUUGGCCACGAACAGAAAUCUCACAAAGAGAGAGAGAGAGACAGGUUGAAAUUUCUCAGGGGGACCUGAGACUCUUGUGACCGUGAGGAUAUCCAGAAGCCAAUCACCAUGUCGAGGACUCUUCAUUUUGGGCGUGAUGUGCUCUCCGCCCCCGAUGUGGACUUGGAAGAUCUUUUAAACGCCAUGUCACCCUCGGAAGUGAACCUCUUGGUGGACGAAAUGGCGGCAGAUCCAGAUGAUAAACAUCUUCCAGCCUCGGUCCGAACCGCCUACAAAUGCAACAAGCCACCCACGGGUCCCUUGAACCGAGAUUCUCUCAUCAACCAUAUCAACGAGGAAGGAAUCCAGGCUCCGGAGAAAGAGGAGGUGGUUCCUUUUGAGCCCGGGACCAAGAGGGGCAAAGUGUUUGUUCCCAAAUACGAUGAAGCUCAAUUGGCCGCCAUAAAAAGGACCGAAGAGAUUGCUGAGGCCACUCGGCUCGAUGAUGAAGAAGAAUCGGCCCUGUCUGAGGCCACAGUUGAAGAUCUGAUGACCUUGGCGGAAAUCCUGGGAUCCAACCCACAGGAGUUCAUCAUGGAGGCCUACUCAGAUCCACUCAAAUAUUACGAGCCCGAGCCUCCAAAUACCACCGACCCCGUGAAAUCCAUCGAUCAAGUGGUCAAAAACGACAAGGAACUAAAAGAUCUCAAUCUGAACAAUAUUGCGACUAUUGACGAGAAAAUGUUUUGUGAACUGUUCGAGGGUCUUAGAACCAACGAGAGUCUCGUGCGUCUUUCAGCCGCUAAUUGCGACGUCAAUGACUUUGCCGCAGCCACUCUUAGUCUGGCCGUGGAACACAACACAUCCUUGAGAUCCCUGAACCUCGAGUCCAAUCGCAUCACUCCCGACACCUUGGCCGGAUUGUUCGAGGCAUUGGCUCACAACGCCAAUAGCGUGGUCGAAGUGCAUUGCAGUAACCAGGCCCAAUCCAACAUGGGGUAUCGCGUGGAAGCUCGCAUAUGCAAGGCCAUCCGGCAAAACUACAAUUUGCUGAAAGUGGGAUUGACCUUCGAAUUCCCAGAGGUUCGAGACAAAAUCGAAGCCCAUUUGAUUGCCAACAUUGACCGGCUGCGGAAGGAGCGGAUCAAAAAAGUGGGCGUAACCAAGAACAAGGAGUGGCAACCGGCCAAACUACUGGAUCAAGAGACCGAGUCUGAGAACGGCGCUGCCGACGAACCCGAGUCUUAAACUAGGAUCAAUCACGGAAGAAUACCCCUUUCGACCGUGCUGACCCAUCGAAAGAAACUGCCUAACGACGCAGGCCACCUAAUUCUUUAUAAGAAAUAUCUAGCCUUGAAUAAAAAAAAAAUACAACCACCAAUCCAUCCA
Molecule: messenger RNA, 1473 nt
Organism: Tigriopus californicus
Lineage: Eukaryota; Metazoa; Arthropoda; Copepoda; Harpacticoida; Harpacticidae
Product: tropomodulin-1-like
Exons: 3
Coding region: 214-1332 (372 amino acids)
Biological process (GO): myofibril assembly; pointed-end actin filament capping
Cellular component (GO): myofibril
Molecular function (GO): tropomyosin binding
Source: RefSeq, a predicted model, not a curated record